This is a messenger RNA of Columba livia (rock pigeon), 691 nucleotides long. RefSeq names its product retinol binding protein 5 (gene RBP5). Lineage: Eukaryota; Metazoa; Chordata; Aves; Columbiformes; Columbidae. Gene Ontology annotation, cellular component: cytosol; nucleus. The record is from RefSeq and is a predicted model, not a curated record. The transcript has 4 exons. The coding region runs from base 197 to 604 and encodes 135 amino acids. Gene Ontology annotation, molecular function: fatty acid binding. Gene Ontology annotation, biological process: fatty acid transport.
GCAGUCCCGGCUUUUUCCGCGCCCCCAGGCGCGGGGACUCUUACUGCAGCGGGACUCUGGGAGCUGGGCUGCCCCGCAGACCUCGCCGCACCGCGGGAGAGAGACCGGCACGCCCGCUGAACGAGCUCGGUCCCAGCUCCGUGCGUGUUCCGCUGCUUUCUUCUCCUCGCUACCGGCCCGGUUCCUCUGCUCUGGGAUGCCUCCCAACCUCACCGGUUAUUACCGCUUCGUCUCCCAGGAGAACAUGGACAAUUACCUGCGUGCUUUAGAUAUCAACGUGGUCCUGCGAAAAUUGGUUUGCCUCUUGAAGCCCGAUAAAGAAAUCAUCCACACGGGAGAUCACAUGGUCAUCCGCACGAUCACCUCCCUGCGGGACUAUGUUAUGGAUUUUGACCUAGGAGUCCAGUUUGAGGAAGAUCUGGGACCCGUGGAUGGACGGAAGUGCCAGACCACUGUUUCCUGGGAGGGCGAUCAGCUGGUGUGUGAGCAGCUGGGAGAGAAGAGGAACCGUGGCUGGAGGCACUGGCUGGAGGGGGAUCAGCUGCAUCUGCGCAUGACUGCUGAAGACGAGGUCUGUGUCCAGGUAUUCCAGAAAGUGAAGUGAUGCCCGGCUGGAUGCCCAGCCGGGACCCUCGCUCCUGAGUGAAAACUGCCCCGGUAUUGAAAAUGAAACAAGACCCGAGAGAGCCGA